Colletes gigas is the source of this 6214-nucleotide messenger RNA. RefSeq lists its product as uncharacterized. NCBI's taxonomy places the organism in Eukaryota, Metazoa, Arthropoda, Insecta, Hymenoptera, Colletidae. The transcript has 17 exons. The record is from RefSeq and is a predicted model, not a curated record. Bases 687 to 4505 code for a protein of 1272 amino acids.
ACGUAAGGGGCCGCGGGAGCGUAAAGUGAGUUUUCGCUCGCGGCUGCUUUGCAAUGCCAUGCAGUCGAGGUGAGUCGAGCCGAGUCGAGCGAACCCGAGCCUCAACAGUCAGUCUUGGACGUGGCCCCGUCGCAUCCUUCUCGCUGCCAGAUCCUCGUGCACGGCCACCACCUGUCGAAAUCCAACCGAUUUCUAUCUGUCGUUUCCACAAACGCUCCACUCCUCCGAUAACCUCGAAAUGGCCACGCUCUGAGAACCGUCGCGUCCGUGGAACGUCGGUCCAAGUGAAUCAUCGUCGGUUCACCCGAUCGAUCGCGGUGCACACGUUUCGUCUCCGUCGAGAGAACUCGUUCCGAGCAAGUGACUUUGUUUUCCCGAUCGGACGAGAUGACGUCGUCGACUUGAGAACCAUCGGGGUCCGUUUCGUCGGUGCAGUGAAUUUGUGUGUGCGCGCGAGGCCCGUACGGAUCAGCUGUAGGAAGUUCGGGGAACGAUAUUCAACAGAUUGGCCUCACCGAGGCGGAAGGAGUUAAUCAACGAGGGGUGCCCAUGCCGAGCGUCAGGAAAAAUCAGCAGGAGGGUCUCAGGAGCGCGAGAGGAAAAUUCUCAGAGGGAACGAGCCAGAGGAAUUUAGUGAAAGACUCGAGCCUGUGAGCGUGGACGACGCUGGACGUUCGAGCCUGAAAAUGUCAACGAAAACGUGUUCCACGAUCAUGUCGGGACUGAUAAUAUUACUGGUAUCGACGGUAAUAUACCGGGAAGCGCGAGGACACGUUGCCUUGACUUUUCCGCGAGCGAGGAAAUACGACUUGGACUUCCUGGACAACGCCAGAACUCCCGGACCAUGUGGAAUGCCACGUGGGGACGUCAAGACUACUUUACUCUCUGGGAGCGACUUCAACGUCACAUGGCAUCUGGCUUACCCUCAUCGAGGUGGAUUUCGUCUGCAAAUCUUGGACGCCCUCGACAGGCCAUUGGUUGAUUUAACCCCUGUGACGAAGAACAGCGAAUUCGUGGAAGAUGACGCCACGGCACAGAGUUACGCCGUGCAUUUACCCCAGAACUUUACAUGCACAGACUGUACGAUUCGACUUCUGCGAGAAGCCGAGGAGUGGGGGGCGAGUUACAGAUUUUGGUCCUGCGCCGACAUCGAUAUCAUCGACAGAAAGGCCUACAGGGAAGAUUGCAGCGGUCACGGCAGAUAUCUGGUGGGUCGGUGCAGAUGCGAUCGUCUCUAUCACGGCACACGGUGCGAAUUUAAGGAGGAAUGCCUCGACGACUCGGACUGCGGUAUUCAGGGCACGUGCAUCGACAAUGGCGGCACGACCGCGCCCACCAAGCAAUGUUACUGCAACAUCGGCUGGUUCGGUCCGGGUUGCGCGAAGAAAUCCCCGAUCAAGACCAUCGACGUGGACCUGGACGUCUACACGAUGAAGAAAUUUUCGGACAACUUCACCUUUUAUUGGCGCAUACUGAAGGAUAGCAAAGAACUCGAGGGCGUGAUGGUGGUAAAUACGACGAGCUGGGUGGGCAUUGGCUGGCGACCAAGCGACCUGACUCCGAUCUGUCGAGCGUUCCCCGAUAUCCAAGAACGCCCGAAGGGGGAGCCGCUGCCGCGACCGGAGCCAAAAUCGGAACCCGAACCGGAGGCAGAACCGAAAGCCGAACCGAAACCAGAACCGGAACCGGAGCCCCAACCGGAGCCAGAGUUCGGAACGGAGAGGUCCGGUGCCAAGAGGAGAUCGGCCAAAGCGCACGACGUUGCGUUGUUGGCGUCGACACCCCGACCCGACGUCGACGUCACGGUGCAGACGAGCGUGACUUAUCGCGUUAGCACCAAACAAGGGCGUAAAAAGAGGUCUCCGGACACGGUGGUGCCCUCUGCAAACGGGGAACCCGUCGCCGAGCCGAGCACUGUCGACAGCACCAACACCACGCCCGAACCCAUAUCUGAGCCCAAGUCUGAACCAGGAGCCAAUUCCAAGCCUGAGCCACAGUCCCAACUGAAAUCCACUCCCAAACCGGAACCCGUUUCCGUCCCCGAACCGACGUCUGAACCGGAACCAAGCCCCGAGCCAGAGCCAACGUCUCAUCCGGAGCCCAGUUCCAAACCGGAAUCAAGAUCCCAAUUGAAAUCCGGUGUUAAAACCGCUGCACCGAAAUCUCAAUCAGAACCCGUUCCCAAAGGCGAACCAAGGUCCAAGCCAGAACCCAGUUCAGAGCCAGAACCCAAAUCCGAGCCAGAACCAAGUUCAGAGCCAGAGCCCAGCUCAGAGCCAGAACCAAGUUCAGAGCCAGAGCCCAAAUCCGAGCCAGAACCGAGUUCAGAACCAGAACCAAAGUCCGAACCGGAACCCAGUUCCGAGCCAGAGCCAAAGUCUGAACCGGAACCCAACUCCGAGCCACAUCCAAGCUCAGAGCCGGAGCCAAAGUCUGAACCGACCUCGGAACCGGAGCCAAUUUCGGGCCUUAGGUCGAGCGCUACAAAAGCGAUCCUGCCUGGACCGGGGCACAAGUACACGCCGAAACACGACUUCAAUCCGAUGGACUGCACCGACAUCAUAAUCGGUUCGGCGCGGGGUAACAAUCACAGGAUCGGUGAUUACUAUACCAGGGACAGGUCGACGCCGCGUAAGGACGAAUACUGGGGCGGCAGGGACACGCUGACGGCCGCAAUGGGCUACGAGCGCGAUGGCGUCACCACGAUACUCUUCAGAAGAAAGUUAACCGCGAACGAACCGACCGACCACGAAAUCAUAGAUGCCAACAUGCAGGUGAUAUGGGCGAAAGGACAAGAACCGGGAAAGUACGUUCACCAUCCGCCAAGCGGCAUUGAAAAGGCCAAGGUCAGCGUCAAGGACUUCUACAAGGCUGACGAGCUCAAGUAUCACGGACACGGCUCCCAGAGGGGAGCAAUUACGCUUAAUUUCUUUGAGGAGAAUAAAAAGCAAGAGAUGGCCACCAGCGAUACAGCUACGCCCACUACAAGCUGCAGUGGCGAGUGGCAUUAUCCUAGACAAUGCUCCCCUGAAAAUGGCACCUGUGAAUACUCCAUACAAUGGUCGUAUAAGGGACGAAAGGAUCAAUUAUCGUUUGUCAUCUCAACGACCCAUACGAACAGCUGGACCGGCGUUGGAUUCUCCGACGACGAUAAAAUGUCGCAGACAGACGCGGUUCUGGGCUGGGUUGACGAUAAAUCUGGCAGGGCAUUUCUCAUGGACACUUGGAUCAGCGGAUACAACGCCCCGCUGCUUGAUCCGUCUCAAGAUAUUUACAACACCGGUGGCAGCAAAGUGGACGGUGUAACGACUCUAAAAUUCUCAAGGAAACGAAUAACAAAGGAUAACAGGGACCUUUCGUUCACGGACGAUCACUGCUUGUACAUGAUGUACCCAGUCAAGGGUGGUAUUUUCAACGCUGUCAGCAAGAAGAUACGCAAACACGAUGCUGUGCCCGUCGUCUCGUCUGAAAGGAUAUGCAUAAAGUCCUGCGGCCUCGAAGAGCUCGAGGACUUAACGACACCAGCGCCACCAAGGCUGCACUACGACGUGGAAGUGAAGCUGGUGAAUCUGGGUGACGGUUUUACAGCGCCCGCUCCUGGCAGCCCCGACUUCGAAGUUAUUUCGAACAGGAUAUCUGACAGUUUUGGUCCAAUUUUGGACAAACUGCCCGGUUAUUAUCAAAUACGUCUUAACGAGUUACACAAAGACGAAGAGCAGAACGGAGUUAUCGCGCACAUGGACUUGAUCUUAGAUAAAAACGAAGUCAAGGGUAGAUCGUUGAAGCCAUUGGACACUAGCUCAGCCGCAGAGAAGGCGCUGAAAGAAGCCCUCGUAAGCGGGAAAGUCGGUGCGCUGAGCGUCGAUCCGCAGUACUUGAUCAUUAGAGCUCCUCGAGUAAACGACUUGGGUGGAGGAGACGCAGACGAAGGAACGUCAUUUACGUCGGACCUGUUCCUCGACGGGACGAAGCUGUACAUCGUCGUUGGUUGCGUCGCUGCGUUGCUUGCCCUUGCACUGUUGCAAGCAAGCUGCACCCUCUACAGAUCCUCGAGGAGACGAGCGACGAAGGAUCGCCUGAUCGCUAGUAACGCUUGGAAAGACUACGCCUCCGGUGCGAACACGAACUUCGCCUUCGAGGCGUUCGAGACGGAGGAGAAGGCACCGCCGCCACCGGUAUCUAGUUUACCACGCCACCGCGAGAUGGUGAGCAACGGACUGGGCAGCACCGACACGGUGGAGGGUCCCAACCGAAUGGUGGGGCCCCGGGCUACGUACAGCCUGCCGCGUGCACCGGGCACGAGGCACACGGCGCCAAUACAACCGGGUUACUACACCCAAGAUCGCAGGGAUCACUAUCAGCGAUCGAAAAACAUGCACAACCCGGCGAGCGGCGUGUCGACCCAACCGAAUCAACCAGACUUCUACUUCAUGCCCAGUCAGCGUAAAUACAGUGGCGAGGUCGUGCGCGUCUACGUGGAUUACGGUAGCCAAACGCCGAAGUAGAAAGAACCACGACGAUAACGCGUGUCCGUCAGUGCUCUGUGCACCUCUUCUCUGCUUUCCCUCGGUCGAAUCCCAAGUGGACAAUUUUUUUUUUUUUUACCUCGCUUCAGUGAAGCGACACCCCUGUAUAUAAACGUUGUCAGUGCACCUGGAGAAAAAAAAAGACUAUUCGAAACGAGACUCACCCCCCUCCCAAACCCCCUCUACACCCCUUUACGGUGCUUCUCUGCCGAUGGAUGGUCGUCGAACCGGGGGCGAACACCACGUUUUCGUUACGAAAGUACGCAGAAGUGGCGCUUACGACCAAAGAGUUAUCGAUAAGGCGCGCUCGAUGCGCGGUUCUGUACAAAGCGCGCGAGAAUACGCAGCACGGAUUCACUGUAAAACACUCUCGACGCGUGGUCGGGUGCGACCAGACCGUACCCGCGUGCGCCCAGCGAAUUUACUGUACUUACGAGCAACCAUGGACGUUUGAGCAAUAAAAACGUUUGUAUAUUUUCUUUUUAAUCGAACGUACGCUUCCUUUGUUGAUUCAGUUAUUCGUCGAACGAUCCUAAUAGCGAAGUUAUUCCUGCAUUCUACCUCUGUUAUUCUAGUGUACAGUCGAUGGCACAAAUUCUGGUCUUGGUCUGGGUAGAUUUUUACUGCUUAGGCAGUAUGGUUGCGAAUGGACGUUUCAGCUAUUAGCUAAGCACCGACUGUACAUUGAAGCUAUUAUCUGACAAGGAACGAUCCCUAAGCGCAAGUGUAACUGGUCGGUGAGACUUUGAACGAUGCUCGAAAUACUGAAGUUAGUAAUUGUUAUCUUGACCGCCAAAACUUCAAAUUAAAUAUCUUGUACCCGAAAAAUCAUAAAUACUGGCUUCGUUAUUUUAAGUUCUAUGUCUAUGCAAAACUUUAUUGACCAGUCAGACUUUGUACCCAAGGGGCCUUCGUUGCGAACAAAAGAUUUUGGCCGCUCAAGGCCACCCAGCUAGUAUCCUCCGUUAUAUUGUUCGGCUGUCCCAACAAUUCGUUUCAUCUGAGUACCAUGAAGAGAGAAGAGUCAUGAUGAUAUCACAAUAUAAAUACUUCAAGUUCAAAGGAGUCUUAAUCACAUGAAUAAGAAGAUGGCAAGAUUGUAAAGUUGGUCGAGGUUAUGUUAGAUGUGCCUCAUGGUGGGAGGAAUGACCUUGAACAGCCAGUCUUGUCUCUACUACAGCGCGCGAACGUAUCUCUCUACGAUAUUUCAAAUACACUGACAAAAUUUCCACACAUAUUUUUAACAACCUUCUAUGCACAUGAAUGCAAUAUAAAUCCAAAAUAGCACUCAAAAGGAUACUAAAUUUGACGAGGGGUUUCAACCGUGGACAAAACAGGCUCGAAGGAACAAAGGUGAAUAUACUUUGUUUCUUCUUCGUGUACUCAUUGUGUUCUUUUAAUUUGUAUUGUCCGGGUAUUUAUCGAAAUACCCUUUGGAAAGUAAAAAAAAAAGUUUGAACCUGAACCUUCGAAGAGUAUUCUCUUCGAUGCAGUCAAAAUGUAUUCUAGAAUGAAACUGACGCGCGUGAACCGCGGUAUCGUCGCAGAGACGUCGAAGCAGCGUUUUAAAAAUAUCCUUGGAUUUAGGACUCGCAUAACGGCUGACAAAACAAAUUAUAUUUCUGUCUUCGUUCGCGGAACGAGCAGAUCUCGCCGUCGUGUGUUAAACGGAAAGAUAUAAAAUGAAA